AUGAAGGCACUAGUAGCUCAACUACAAUCAAAAUUUACAAUGAAAAGCUUGGGCGAAGCGCAUCAUUUCCUCGGCAUAAAGAUCGAAUCAUCUCCAUAUAAGUAUUUCCUGUCUCAAACUCUUUAUGCACAAUCGAUUCUAAACCUUGCCGAGCUGCAAAAAUGCAACUCGGUAGCUAAUCCUUUGGCAACCAAAAUACCAGAUGUCUCUCCCGCCGAUCAACCUUGCUUCUCAGCCAGCGCCUACCGACGUAUCAUCGGUUCACUCCAAUACCUUACACUGACUCGCCCGGAUAUAGCUUACGCAGUCAAUAUGCUUUCACAACAUAUGCACAAUCCAGAAGUUCAACACACUGCUCUGCUAAAGAAGUUGCUUCGGUAUAUACAAGGAACAUCGGCAUUCGGUCUUCCCAUCACACGAUCAAACCUGACACUUCGCACCUUCUCAGACGCUGACUGGGCGUCGGAUCCGAUCACGCGAAAAUCAACUACGGGAUUUUGUACAUUUCUGAGUGAGACAUUGGUAUACUGGACAGUUAAGAAGCAAGCGACUGUCUCUCGAUCAUCAACAGAAUCGGAAUAUAGAGCGUUAGCUUCAGCAACGGCGAAUACAAUCUGGAUAAAGAAACUCCUAGCUGAUUUUCUCAUUGAUCACCCUCAAUCAGUCGACCUAUUUUGUGACAAUACUUCAACCAUUGCGUUGGCAAAUAAUCCUGUUUUUCACGCACGAACAAAGCAUAUCGAAAUCGAUCAACGCUUUGUUCGGGAUCACAUUCAAAACAAGAUUAUUCGUCUGCUGCCAAUUAGCAGUGAAGAUCAAAUCGCGGAUAUCUUAACAAAACUGCUUUGUACACCUAGGUUCAAAAUUCUUCGCUCCAAACUGACCAUUGGACCCAAUUGUCCGUUUGAGGGGGAAUAUUAUAUUAGAAUACCUAAAACCAUUUAUCAUAUUAUGUAUUAA
Dendrobium catenatum is the source of this 960-nucleotide messenger RNA. RefSeq lists its product as uncharacterized. The transcript has a single exon. The coding region runs from base 1 to 960 and encodes 319 amino acids. Lineage: Eukaryota; Viridiplantae; Streptophyta; Magnoliopsida; Asparagales; Orchidaceae. The record is from RefSeq and is a predicted model, not a curated record.